Humulus lupulus (European hop) is the source of this 996-nucleotide messenger RNA. RefSeq names its product receptor-like protein EIX2. NCBI's taxonomy places the organism in Eukaryota, Viridiplantae, Streptophyta, Magnoliopsida, Rosales, Cannabaceae. The transcript is spliced from 3 exons. Bases 61 to 702 code for a protein of 213 amino acids. Gene Ontology annotation, molecular function: protein binding. The record is from RefSeq and is a predicted model, not a curated record.
AAAAUUAGCCAUUACAUCGUUACACUCUAGUCUAGUAAUCUGAUUAUAUUUGUGAGGAGUAUGAUGAUGAUAGCAGUGGGGCUUAUGCUCUUGCUUGCCACCGUUUCUGAUGUGGUGAGCGAGAGCAAUGGACCUCAAUGCCUAGAGAAAGAGAGAGAUGCUCUCCUCAGCUUUAAGCUUGUUGUACAUGAUCCUGACGAUCUCACCUAUUCCAGGAUCAAUAAUAGCACCAACCAAAACUGUUGCAAAUGGAGCUACAUCAUUUGUGACAACCAAACCAAUCAUGUCAUUGCCAUUGAUCUUAGUGGUCCUGAAAUAGACGUCUUCGGUGGUGAGAUUGGCACUUCCUUGCUUGAGCUGAAAUAUUUGUCCCAUUUGGACCUUCGUGGGAUGAACUUUAGUCGGAUUCCCAAGUUUAUGGGCACUUUCAAAGAGCUUACAUAUCUUAAUCUUGGAAGGAAUCCUAUCACUGGAACUGUUCCUCCACAGCUUGGAAAUCUCACCAAAUUGGAAUUUCUUGAUCUUUCAAGCACUACUGAUCAAAUGAUUGUUGGUAAUCUUGAUUGGCUCUCACAUCUCACCUCUUUGAGGACCUUUAGACUGUCGGGAGUGAGUUUUACUAAAGAAGAGCUACAAUCCAUCAAAGGGGCACCUAGCUUAUCGACCUUAUCUAUAUCGAAUUGUCUACUUCCCAAGGAGUAACGUGCAGCCCAAAUCCGCUCUUGGUGAGGUGAUGGAGAAAAGCCUGGGUCUCAUAAAGGUUUUCUCUUGGCUUUUUUGCAAGGGGCAGUAACCAGAACACAAUUUUGAUGGAGGAGCUGGUGAUUAGUUUCUCCAUGUGUUUUUGCUUUGUUUGUUCUUCAGUGUGUGUUUUUGUUGUGUUGUUUUGGGUCUCGAUCUGUUUUUGAGGUCAAGAAAUGUUUCUGUAUACACUUGAUCAAGGCUCUAACGUUAGAUUAUGCUAAUGCUAUAGUUUGUUCAAGUGUGUCGACAUCA